GUCACGGCAGGUGAAUGAGGGUGAUGGCAGAGGUAGGAUGGAGAGCAGAAGCAUGUAGAAGCUAAAACACAGUAUUGAAGCAAUCCCUGUAGUGGCAGGCGCCAUUUUUUUAAGAGGGAGAGGUUAAUCAUGUCCAUCACUGUCAAUCUUAAGAGGAUAACCAACUUGCCUGGGAAAUAUGAUCGCAAGGUUGAGCUGUCUUUCAGAGGUUUUACACAUAAAACUAAGAUCCUUCAGUGUGAGAACAUCGCCAUCUUCAAUGAGCACUUCCGAUGGCCUCACUAUGGGAAGAUGGUCAGGGACGAGGUGCUGUCCAUCAGUGUCUUCAACUGCAGCAAGAUGUUCAGCCACCGGUUGCUGGGGAAACUGGUCAUCAGCCUGCAGCAUGUGGUGACAGCUGGGAGACUGGUGCUGAGGGAGCCUCUAACAGACGCCCAAUACAGCCUUACUGAUAUGUAUGUGGAGCUGGAUGUGAGGUACCACCCUGUGCAGGGUGCAGCAGGAGGCUGGGAGAGUGCAGACUUCCUGACUGUGGAGGAAGCAGACAAUUCUGCGUUGGUCAUCAGAAACUCAGGCUUUGAAGAACCGGGCCUUAAGCAGCCUGCGCGGCCCCAGAAGCUGGAUAAGGAGGCCCGUAUACUGGGCCGAAGCCUGAUCAGAACAGGUGAAGAGGACGACGAGGAUGAGGAUGAUGACUAUGAUGAUGAUUAUGACAUGGCUGAAAUGGAGUCUGCCAACAUCACCUUCACCCCCCUGCUCAGUCGCUGUCGGCCUUUGUCAAAACAUGAGCUCGCAGCCACACCCAAAGUGCAGACCUUUCAGGUGAAUGUGAAUGUGAUGGAGGCCCAGAAACUGGUGGGGGUGAACAUCAAUCCUGCCGUUUAUGUGCGGAUAGGGGAGGAGAAGAGGCACACGGCCACGCAGAAAUCCACCAACUGCCCCUACUACAAUGAGAACUUUAUGUUCGAAUUUCAAGAGACGCAGGAAGUUCUGUUCGAUAAAGUUAUUGAGAUCUCUGUUGUCCACAAAAGAAUGCUGGCCUUUCUAAUGUCACACAUUGGUACCUUCAAGAUUGACAUUAGCACCGUCUACAGUCAACCAGAUCAUCGGUUUUACCAAAAGUGGGCUCCUUUGAUGGACCCCAAUGACACACGGACUGGGGUCAAAGGUUAUGUGAAGUGCACGGUCAGUGUACUGAUGAAGGGGGACCCCAUGGGCAUGGCCAGCCUUCCUCCCGUCAGCAGCCAGAACGACGACAUCGAAAAGAAUCUUAUGCUGCCCAAGAGGAUGGCAGUGGAGCGUCCGUGGGCCAAGUUCCUCCUGAGGGUGUACCGGGCUGAGGGCCUGCCCAGCAUGACUGCAGGGUUCCUGGGCGGCUUCUCCAAGAUGAUGGGGGAGAAGAAGGUCUUCAUAGACCCUUACGUGCAGGUCACCUUCGCUGGACAACAGGGGGAGACGUCUGUGGAGAGCAACACCAACGCCCCGGAGUGGAACGAGCAGAUCUCCUUCAUCGAGCAGUUCCCGCCCCUCGCCCGACGCAUCAAAGUGCAGAUUCUGGACGACGCCAACUUCGGUGACAUCGCCGUGGCAACGCACUUCCUGGACCUGCAGCAGAUCUCCAACCCCAACAGAAAUGGGUUCAACCCGACGUUCGGCCCCUCCUGGAUCAACCUGUACGGCUCGCCCCGGAACUCCACGCUGCGGGACAUCCACCGCGACCUGAACGAGGGCCUGAGCCAGGGCAUCUUCUACCGCGGCCGCAUGCUCGUGUCCCUGGCCGUGGAGGUGUACUCCUCCCCCUCACCCGUGGCCGAGAGCAAAGGAGGUGGAGGAGGAGGAGCAGGAGGAGGGGUGCGCUCGGGGGUCAAGAGCGCCCUGGGGAAGUUGUCCAUGAAGCGCAAGAGCAAGAAGUCCAAGAAGAAGAAGAGAGAGCAAGAUGUGGAGAUGGGCCACAGUGGCCCUAGUGAAGACCUGGAGGAGGCUGGCUCAGAGGUGCCUGGAGCUGUCACUGUUGAAGUGGAGGAGAUCCAUCCUCUGCCACCGAACUUUGCAGGAGAGAAAGAAGAGUUCCUGUUGUUUGCAUCGCUUUUUGAGGUGACCAUGAUUGAUCCCAGUGUUGGCAGCAAACUGGUGACCUUUGAGCUAUCCAUAGGGAACUAUGGGAAGGCUGCGGACAUCGUGGUAAAAUCUAAGAAGAGCGCCGCCCCGCAGGAGGACCUGAGUGAGGACAGGCAGGCGCUGCUGGAGUCGGAGGACGAGCUGGAGAGGGAGGAGCUCCUGGAGCUCAGCCAGCGCGACAGAUCCGUCACCGCCCCCAAACGACCCCAGGCCACCGAGUAUGACAGAUCGUUCAGCUGUAUCCCGCUGUUUCAUGAGAAGCCCUGCAUCUACGUGUGGAACUACUUUGAGGACCACAGCUUUAGACUGUAUAGCAGCAACCUGCUUUGCAAAAUGGCUGACCGACUGGAGUAUGGCAUUGACGAGGUGGAGCGGCUAAUGAGAAGGCCUAAGAGCAAUGCUAAAGAGCGAUUAAUGGAGGUCUUUCUGGAGUUUGUGGCGAGUUCAAAACAGUACGUCGCAACCAGUGAGAGGAAGAGGCCGUCGCGACCCAACACCUUAGACAAAUGCAGACAGGAGUAUGUCAAGAAGAACAUUAUCUUGUUGGCUAAGCAGUCUCUGCGAGCCAGGAGAAGGACCACUAGACGCACGGCCAAGGAGAGGUUGGCAGACGCCAAGCGCAUCCUCAACAGGGUCCGCUUCCUGGCUAAAGAGCCCCAGAGCACCUUGCCGGACGUGUUCCUGUGGAUGCUGAGCGGGGGCCGGCGUGUGGCGUACGCCCGCAUCCCCUCCCACUCCCUCCUCUUCUCCCUGGUGGAGGAGGAGAGGGGCCGCGACUGUGGCAAGCUCACCACCAUAUACAUGAAGACUCCCGGUGCCCCUGUCGGCUCCAUCUUUGCCAAGCUGGAGGCGUACCUGUGGCUGGGCAUCACCAAGUACGCCAAGAACUGCACCAGCAGCCUGCCAGAGGAGUUUAGGCCCGUUUACCAGGAGGCAGUCUUUGGCACCGCCAUCCCUGCCAACAUGCCCCCCAGCACGCUGGCGGUGGAAGACAGUCGCUACUUCCAGUUGAGGGCUCACGUCUACCAGGCGAGAGGCAUCAUCGCCGCGGACGACAACGGCCUGUCUGACCCCUUCACCAAAGUCGUCUUCUCCACUCAGUGCCAGCUCACGCGGGUGAUGGAGGAGACUCUGUCCCCGACGUGGUGUGAGUUGCUGCUGUUUGAGCAGAUCCUGAUGGAGGGCAGCAAGGAGCAGUUCCGAGACGACCCCCCGGUGGUCAUCAUCAACAUCUACGACUACAACAAACUGGGAAGUCCGGUGUCUCUGGGGCGAGCGUUUGCCUGCCCGGAGCUGAAGUACGUGGAGGAGGCCUACAAGAGGCCCAUGCUGCGCUUCUUCGACAUCACCAAGGGCAAGGUGAAGGCCGGGGAGCUGCUGGCUGCCUUCGAACUCAUCGAGCUGGAUUACGCCAGGCUGGGAGAGCCCUCACUGCCAGCGGAUGUGGAGCCACGAGAGCCGGAGUUCCUAUUGGAGGAGAGGUGCUACAUCAUCCCUGAGGGGGUGCGGCCUGUUCUGCGCAAAUUCAGGAUUGAGGUGCUGUACUGGGGCCUGCGGGAUCUGAAGCGGGUGAACCUGUUUGAAGUGGAGAAGCCUCAGGUGCGCAUCGAGUGUGCGGGACAGAUGAUUGAGUCGGAGGAGAUGGAGAGCUACAAACAAAACCCCAACUUCUCCGAGAUGGUCAAGCACUUUGAUGUGGAGCUGCCAGAGCUGGUGUACCUGCACCCUCCGCUCACCGUCUUCGUGAUGGAGCAGCGGGCGUUCGGCCGCCUGGUGCUGGUGGGGUCCCACGUGGUGCAGAGCCUCAUGCACUUCGCACCCAGAAACCUGGAGGAGUGGAGGGAGGAAGAGGAGGAGGAGCAGCCAGAACCAGCUGAGAGGUUGCCUGCCAAGACCCCUCUCCAGUCUGUGAUAAACAUGGAUCUCGGGGGACUGCCCCUGAAAGACACCAAGAUACCCAUCAACCCCAUCAACUUGGUCAUGGCUCCACUGAAGAAGGUGAAGAAGAAGGAGGAGGAGCUGGAGGAGGAAGAACCGGACAAGGAGGAACUCGAUUGGUGGUCCAAGUACUACGCAUCACUGGCAGAGCUUGAGAAGCAGGAGGAGAAGGACCUGGAGGAUAUGGAAGAGCAACAAGAAGCAGAGGGAGGGAACCUCAACCUGUCGUCUCUGGAUGCAGAGGAUGCUGAGGCGGUGGCCGUGGACAUCAUAGAGCCUCCCAAGCCAAAACGCAGGAAGAUCGCCACACUACAGCUGUAUAAGACGGAGCUGGAGGAUGAGUUCAGUCAGUUCAUGGACUGGCUGCACAUCUUCCCCAUCUACAAGGGCAAGUCCAACUUUGAAGAGGAGGAGGAGGACGAGAGCGAGAGGAUGAUGGGAAGAUAUAAGGGUUCAUUCCUGAUCUACCCUAUCUCAGAGGAGGAUGAGGAUGAGGAUGGUCAGAUCACCAAUGGCGUCCCGAAAAACGCUCCCAUGAAAGUGCUUGUGAGGGUUUAUGUGGUGAAGGCUACAAACCUGUCCCCUGCUGACGCCAAUGGGAAGGCGGACCCCUAUGUGGUGGUGAAGGCCGGAGAGCAGCAGAUGGACAGCAAGGAGCGCUACAUCCCCAAACAGCUCAACCCCGUCUUUGGAGAAGUAUUUGAGCUGACGGUGUCCUUCCCGCUGGAGACGGAGCUGACCCUGCUGGUGUAUGAUCAUGACCUGGUGGGCUCGGACGACCUGAUCGGGGAGACGCGCAUCGACCUGGAGAACCGCUUCUACAGUCGGCACCGCGCCGGAUGUGGCAUCGCACUGCACUACGACAAGGAUGGCUACAAUAAGUGGAGGGACGCCAAGAAGCCAUCGGCGCUGCUGGCAGAGUUGUGCCGCAAGAACGGGAUUCCCUCCCCUGAGUACCGCGACGCAGAAGUCAAAGUGCUGAACAAAAUAUUUAAAGUUCCCCCGGAGGCUUUCCCCGAGGAUCUGCUGAAGAAGAACAAGAAGACGGAGGAGGACUUUGCUGAGCUGGAUGAGCAUAAGGCCCUGAGCGUGCUGCACCACUGGGGGGAGAUGGGGGAGUUCUGCCUCACCGCCUACCCAUUGGUGCCCGAACACGUGGAGGUCCGCUCCCUCCUCAACCAAGACAAGCCUGGCCUGCCACAGGGCUAUGUGCAUAUGUGGGUGGACAUGUUCCCUGUGGAUGUGCCCGCUCCACCACCAGUCAACAUCAAACCCCGCCUCCCCAUCAGCUACGAGCUGAGGGUGAUCAUCUGGAACACUGAUGAUGUGGUGCUGGAUGAUGUCAAUCCCUUCACUGGGGAGCCCUCCUCGGACAUUUACGUCAAAGGGUGGAUCAAAGGUCUGGAGCACGAGAAGCAGGAGACGGACGUGCACUUCAACUCCAUGACGGGCGAGGGCAACUUCAACUGGCGCUUUGUCUUCCACCUGGACUACCUGCCCACGGAGAAGGAGAUCACCUACAAGAGGAAGGAGUCCCUCUUCUCCCUGGAGGAGUCCGAGUUCAGGCAGCCGCCCGUGCUGGUGCUGCAGGUCUGGGACUACGACCGCAUCGCCGCUAACGACUUCUUAGGCUCCAUCGAGCUGCGUCUCAACGACAUGGUGCGCGCCGCCAAGUCCUCGGAGCAGUGCAGCGUGAAGAUGGCCAAGGACAAGGCCACGCCGCGCUUCUCCAUCUUCCGCAGCAAGAGGAUGAAGGGAUGGUGGCCGCUCAUCAAGCUGAAGAGCCAGGAGGACAUCGAGAGGGAAGAGAGGGAGGCCGAGGAGGAGAGGAAGAAGAAGAAGAAGAAAAAGAAGAAGGGGAGUAAGCGCAACAAAAUGAAGCCGGAGGAUCUCCAGUUUGUGGACAGCGGCGGGAACACCUUCCUGCUCAUGGGAAAAGUGGAGGCAGAGUUUCAGCUAGUUACCCUGGAGGACGCUGAGAAGAACCCUGUGGGCAAAGCUCGCAAGGAGCCGGAGCCACUUGAGAAGCCAAACCGGCCCAAGACAUCGUUCAACUGGUUUGUGAACCCCAUGAAGACCUUUGUGUUCUUCAUCUGGAAGAAGUAUAAGAAGUACAUCAUCGCUCUUGUCAUCCUGGCCAUUCUUGCCCUCUUCCUCUUCCUCAUCCUCUACACCCUCCCCACACACAUCAGCCAACUCAUCGUCAGUGGAUGAUGAUGAUGUUGAGAGAGAGAGAGAGAGAGAGAGAGAGAGAGAGAGAGAGAGAGAGAGAGAGAGAGAGAGAAUAAGAACAAAUGUAGAAAAAAAAAUGUUUUGUUUCCAAAUGACUACAGUUGGCAAACUGCUGACAAAGCAAUAAUCAUUGCCAUUUACAGUAGAAUGUCACAGCUAAUAGAUAAAGAUAAUAUAUUUAUAUUCACCCAGCAGUUUUGUUGAAUAAUAACCAUUUGCACUAUAUCCUUAUACAAUACUCACAAUGUACAUUUAUAUUC
Molecule: messenger RNA, 6548 nt
Organism: Engraulis encrasicolus (European anchovy)
Lineage: Eukaryota; Metazoa; Chordata; Actinopteri; Clupeiformes; Engraulidae
Gene: fer1l4
Product: fer-1 like family member 4
Exons: 46
Coding region: 130-6270 (2046 amino acids)
Biological process (GO): plasma membrane organization
Cellular component (GO): membrane
Source: RefSeq, a predicted model, not a curated record